Parasteatoda tepidariorum (common house spider) is the source of this 4491-nucleotide messenger RNA. Its product is annotated as solute carrier family 12 member 8. Gene Ontology annotation, biological process: chloride ion homeostasis; chloride transmembrane transport; potassium ion import across plasma membrane. Gene Ontology annotation, cellular component: membrane. The record is from RefSeq and is a predicted model, not a curated record. Gene Ontology annotation, molecular function: potassium:chloride symporter activity. Lineage: Eukaryota; Metazoa; Arthropoda; Arachnida; Araneae; Theridiidae.
AUUCACAGAAACAGGUAGCUCGAAUCGUACUUAAUACAGCAGUUGUUUUUAUAUUUGUUUUACUUUCGUAUUUCGAUUUUUAUGUUUAUGGAGGAGUUAAAGUUCAAUGGCUCACCUGUGGAAGUGAAUGACAGCUGAAUUCAAGUAGACCAUAUGGUUCACUGCUCCUCAUGAAACCAAUAGAUGUUGAUAAAGCAGCAGAAAUUCAAGAUGUUGGAAGGAAUUUAAACUCAUUUCUUGUGCUCGAAUUGUGAAUUAGAAAUCCCUAAAGAUUUAGUUGCUAAUAUUUGCUUGAAAGCAUUUUUAACUGUGUAACAUGACAAUUGACAAAGAUGUUUCUUCAACUAAUAAACCAAUCGACUGGGAGAGAUAUGGCCUGUGUAGUGAACCUGCCAGUGAGCAGGGACCACUUCUGGGUUCGUGGGGAGAGAGGGAAGGCAGCUCACACUUUCAUGAUAGAGGAGCCAAAGAAGAGUUAUUUCAGGAAAAUGAGUUAGCAAACAGCAAGCCUUGGUGGAAAGCUAAUUUCUUCCUGUCUGAACCAGUUUUAUUUGGCGUUUGGGAUGGUGUAUUUACUUCAUGCAUGAUCAACUUGUUUAGUGUUAUCAUAUUUCUUCGAGUGGGAUGGAUUGUUGGUAAUGCUGGGGUUGUUCAAUCAGUAGGAAUUGUGAUCAUCACUGUCCUCAUUGGAAUAACUACAGUCUUGUCUGGUAUUGGUAUAUGUGAUAGAUGUCAUCUGGAAAGGGGUGGCGUGAAUUUCCUUCUUUCACACAUAUUCGGAGCACGCACUGGGGGAGCCAUCAGCCUCAUCUACUGUUUCGGUCAAUCUGUAAGUUGCGCACUUCAUGUUAUGGGCUUUGCAGAAUCCUUUUCACAAGUUGUUGCCAUCACUGAUGCUUGGGCCACUCGAGGUGUUGCUGUUGGAAUGAUAACUUUACUUUUAGCUAUUAAUUUGGCUGGUGUCAAAUGGGUAGUGCGAUUGCAGUUUGGACUGUUGAUUUUAUUGCUUUUAUCCGCACUUGACUUUGCAGUUGGUACUUUUAUCCAAGUUGACUUUGUUCAUGGAGUUGUUGGCUAUGAUUUGGCUAAUCUGAAGAACAACACUGGUCCUGAUUAUAAUGAUGGGGAAAAUUGGUUUACUGUGUUUGGAGUAUUUUUUCCAGCCAUGACAGGCAUACUGGCUGGAAUCAACAUGAGUGGAGACUUGCACAAUCCUUCCAAAGACAUUCCAACUGGGACGCUUGCAUCAGUUGGAACUAGCUUUUUUAUUUACAUGAUGUUUGUUGUGGGCUUAGGAGCAACCUGCCAACGCUGGGCUUUACAUACUGAUUACAUGAUAGCUGAAAAAGUGUCUGCCAUUGGUGUUCUCUUCUUAGCUGGUCUAUAUAUAUCUGCAAUGUCUGCCUGUCUGGGCGCUCUCUAUGCUACACCCAGGAUUAUUCAAAGUAUGGCCAAUGAGAAUGUCAUACCACUCUUAAGAUUCUUGGGCAAAGGUAAAGGACCCAACAAAGUACCCAUAUACUCACUUAUACUUUUUGCUAGUGUUACCUUUAUAUUUGUUCUGAUUGGAAGCAUCAAUACCUUGGCGCCAAUAGUCACAAUUCCAUUUCUUUUCACUUAUGCCUCUGUUGAGUAUGCAUAUUUCUCCCUUGCCAUGAGUUUUGAUAUUCAAAGAAAACGAGAAGAGAGAUACAGCGAGCAAAAGGUUCAGAGUCCAUCUUUUGUAGUGGAUUUAAACCAUAAGCGAGCUUAUGGUUCAGCCAAGACUGAUGCCGACUUAGACGAACUGUUUCCAGAGCGUGUGCCGCAUCAUAAACGUGGAUUAGUUCGAGAAGGGAGUAGCAUGAGCCUGAGCCCUACGGACUCUCCUUUAACAUCUCCCGAUGAGCACAGUUCUGUCCGUAGUGUUGAUAGUCUAAAUUCUCAAAUUUGUGUUACGCAACCUGCAGCAAAAACUCCAGGUGAAGCUGAAUAUUAUCGAAAUGAAAUAACAAGCAAACAAAAGAGAUGGUAUACUAUUUUUUGUAACAGAUGGCUUGCAUUAUUUGGGGCUUGUGUGAAGAUAGCCAUGAUGUUUUUAGUUCAGUGGAUAUAUGCUUUCGCUGCGUUUGCAGUAUUGUUACUUUUGUGGUUUUACAUUGGGCAGGUUAAUCCUGGAAAUUUUCGUGGUAUAGCAGAAUUUAGACUAUUUCCUUGGCUAAAAAACUUGUUCUACCUAUGCUUGGGAUGUAAAAUAAUUAACUACGAUCAAAUUGUCGUGGCUCCAAUUUUGCCUGAAAUGGAAGUAAAAGAAGCCCAAUUAACUGAAGACAAUGCAGAUUUUGCUUCUAGAAAGAGAUACCACCACUCAAAGACCAUUGAGAGUGUUCCUCCUGCGGAUGGUUUACAAAAUGAUUAACUACAAUCCUAAUGCAUACGAGAUGUUUACUUACAAAUUGAUGACUAGUCUUUGCUGGCAAAGAUUGAAGAUUGAAAAAAAAAUAUUUUUGUUCGCAUACUACUUAAUUUUUUUUUUUAUUACAGUAGAAAGUCUUGUAUAAGGAAUCAUCAGGAAUAUAAUUUUUUUUAAAUAAUCAAUUGUGACCAAAGAAUUUUUCCAAAUAUAUAUGUAUAUAUAUAUUAUUUUAUAUUGAAUGAAUAUGUUAUAAAAUUAAGUUUAUACAAUUAUGAAAUGAUAUUUACUCAAUUUUAUUACCAGAUGAUAUUUCAUGAAACAUUGAUAUUUUUUAUACAUUGUUAUUGUAAUAACAAUAUAUUUAAAUAAAUAUUUUCACAAUACGACAUUAAUAUCAUGUCUCACGAUAAAUAUUGAAUGUAAAAAUAUUAUCGAAAUGAUAAAAACUAAAGAGGAGCACAAAAUUGACAAUGUUUCAAGCAAAUCUUUAAUUUUUGUUGCCUACAUCUAUUUUAGCUCAGAUUUCAGCUCUAGUUAAUUUACAGUCAUGGAGAUAAUUUUUCAAUUUAUUAAAAAAAAAACGGAAGAAAAUUCUUUGUUUAUUUUUGGUUUGAUUUUUGGAAAGUGAUAUAGAAAUGAACCUUUCCAGAAAAAGACAUCCAAAUACUGGACUUUCUGCUGUAUGUGUUAAUUUUCUACCCUUGCUGCUUUCAUAUACUCUAUUCUUUUAUUCAUAUAUGGUGUUUAUUUAUUGCAUUUGUAUGCUGUUUUUAGCUUCCUUUAUCAAAUUGUUUUAUUUACCCAAUUAUUUAAAAAAAAAGUGAUAUUUUUUCUACAUUAUGCUUGUUUUUGAAACUUUAGAACUUGGGCCUCGAGAAUUACUUUUUGCUGAACAUAAUGUGCCAAAUAAAAACUAAUUGCUGAUACUUCUUUAAAGUUUUGCAAUUAAUUAUUUUGUUUGUUUCUACUAUGUUUGUUAAUUAUUUAGAAACCUAUAACAUAACAUAGAAGCUUAUUUGGCUCAUUUUUCUUGUAAAUAAAUCAAUGUUAAUUUUUCAACUUACUAAUGAUUAUUAUAGAUGUAAGUUUAAUUUUUUUAAAUUGUAUGCAUUGUUCGACUUAUUUUCUCUCUAUUAAUUUCUAAUAUAAUAUCAUAAUUUAUUAUUUUCCUUUUUAUGUUUAAGUUCUUAUUCUUAAAUAUGAAUAGAUAAUCAUUGAAAUGCAGGGGUGGUCACGGAACAAAGAAAGCCGAAAGUCUGGAAAUUUUUAUCAAUUUAAAAGUUUAAUUGAUGUUCCAAAAAAAUUUGGAAAACGAUAUUAAUUUGCGGUACUAAAAAUAUUAUUGUACAAUUAAAUUUAUGAAUAAUUAAAUAUCAAUUACCUUAAUACAAUAUUUAAAAAAAAAGUUAAAUUAUUUUCUGAUACUUGUCCUGAUAUAUGUCCUAAUAAAUAUAGAUAUCAGCUAAAAAAGGAUUUUUUUUUGCUUUAUUAUUACAUCUGUGUUUAUAAGAUUAAAUUGAAAUUAGCAAAAGCAUAAUGAAUGUUAUCAUAAAUAGUAGCAGUACAAAAGAAAAUAUAAUGUAUGUACUAUAAAUUACAUCUCCUUACUGCUAUCUGAGUCUUUUAAAUAUAAUGUGUUUUUUUAUUUAUUUCUUGUAAGAUUUUUUUAUUAAAUUAUUUAUUUUCAACUUUAAUGAGAAGCUAGUUUUUUACAAUAUAUUUUAUGUAAAAGAGUAAGAUUAACUAAGCUUUUGUCGUCAUAUACAAAAAAACAGCAAGAACAAAAAAACAGCGAAUCUGGGGAUUUGUUUCUCCUGAAAGUUGUUACCACCUUUCAAUAUGAAUCAUAUAAAUGGAAUUAAAUUGAUUUUGAUACAGAAAAAGUAAAUAGUUAAGUAUAGCGGCAACGUUUUUUCAAUAUACUGCUAUACUGAAUAUACUGCCAAAAGUGACCAGGUCAAAAAGAUGAAACUAGACUAUGCUUUUAAAUUUUUUAUUUCUCUCCUCCCCUAUAUACACUGCCCUACAAUAAUGAAUGAAACACUUUCAGUUUUUGACAUUUUUUUUUUUAAUUUCUCAAAUACUCAAAGGAUUAU